CGUCACGAUCCCGCGGCCCGCGCGUCAUCGUCCCGUGCGCGCCGCGCUCCGUGCUGCGUCGUGACGCCACCGCCUUUCGCCUUGCCCGAGCCCAACACGACGGCGCGCGCAGGAAGGUGGUGGCCGACGCCGCAACCGAACGACGACCGCCAACCAACCACCACCGCCAGCAUCAUCAGCAGCAGCAACAACAGCGAGCGAGCGAGCGAUCGGUAGCCGCCGCCGCAGCAGCAGGAGCAGCAGGAGGAGGAGGCGGCGUCUCUGUUAACAGAGCGACGCGUUGACGCGCUCGCGACAAGUCCGUAACGAGAGCGGCGGAAGCGGCCAGUGAGCGAGAUAGCCGCUGUGGAAACCGUGUGGACGUCCGCGGACCGCAUUCUGCCAUCAUGAGUAAAUGCAAGUUGGAGACGCAGUUCUACAGCGUGGAGGUUGGAGAUUCCACCUUCACCGUCCUCAAGCGCUACCAGAACCUCAAACCCAUCGGCUCGGGUGCUCAGGGCAUCGUCUGUGCGGCGUAUGACAUCAUGCAGAAUCGGAACGUCGCCAUAAAGAAGCUGAGCCGCCCUUUCCAAAACCAGACGCAUGCCAAGCGCGCCUACCGGGAGCUGGUGCUCAUGAAAUGUGUCAAUCACAAAAACAUCAUCUGCCUUUUUAAUGUAUUCACGCCACAAAAAUCACUGGAGGAGUUUCAAGACGUGUACCUCGUGAUGGAACUGAUGGACGCGAACCUCUGCCAGGUGAUUCAGAUGGAGCUGGAUCACGAGAGGAUGUCCUAUCUCAUCUACCAAAUGUUGUGUGGAAUCAAGCAUCUACAUUCAGCUGGCAUCAUCCACCGUGACUUAAAGCCAAGUAACAUUGUGGUAAAGUCCGACUGCACUCUGAAGAUCCUGGACUUUGGGCUUGCCCGCACGGCUGGCAACAGCUUCAUGAUGACCCCCUACGUGGUGACACGUUACUACAGAGCCCCCGAAGUCAUUCUGGGCAUGGGCUACACAGAGAACGUGGAUAUCUGGUCUGUGGGCUGUGUGCUUGGGGAAAUGAUUCGUCAUCGCAUCCUCUUCCCAGGCAAAGACUACAUCGACCAGUGGAACAAAAUCAUCGAGCAGCUGGGCACGCCCAUGGCGGAGUUCAUGAAGAAGCUGCAGCCCACCGUGCGCAACUACGUGGAAAACCGGCCCAAGUACGCCGGCUACAGCUUCGAGAAGCUCUUCCCCGACGUGCUCUUCCCGGCCGACUCCGAGAACAAUCGUCUCAAAGCAAGCCAAGCCAGGGAUCUACUGUCCAAGAUGCUUGUGAUCGACCCAGCCAAGCGGAUAAAUGUCGAUCAGGCACUAGCACACCCCUACAUCAACAUCUGGUAUGACCCCAGCGAGGUAGAAGCGCCUCCACCAAAGAUUUAUGACAAGCAGCUGGAUGAGAGAGAGCAUAGCAUAGAUGAAUGGAAAGAGCUAAUCUACAAAGAAGUGCUGGACUGGGAGGAGAGGAAUCGGAAUGGAGUGGUGAAGGGACAGCCCUCCCCCUCGGUCGGCACAGUGAGCGCGGCGGCGGCGGCGGCGGCGGCGGCGGCAGCGCCCAGCGACGCGCCAAGCCUUCCGCCGUCGUCCUGCUCGCCCAUCAACGACGUGUCGUCCAUGUCGACGGACCAGACGCUCGCCUCCGACACGGACAGCAGCCUGGAGACGUCCGCAGGGCCCCUCGGCUGCUGCAGGUGACUAGCCGACUGCCUGCGCCACCCUUGCCACCCGUGCCCUUAGCAGUGCACGCGCUGUGCAGUGGGUGCCACCAAACCAAAAUCCCGCCCCCCCCCCCCCCAUUCCCCCGCAAAGGCCAGUCACGAUGCGACGGCGCUCAGGGUAGCCUGCUUAGAAAUCACUGGAAGCGCCGACACGAUAGUUACGCCUUAAAGUCAACGUCGAUAGCAAACUAGGGUCAUCUCGUUUGCAUGACGUUUACACGGUGGCGUAGGCCACUGCAUGCUGUAGGUAGUUGUGACUGAUCUAAAUAUCGCUCGAGAUUUGCCAAGUUUCCGAGUGCCCCCCCCCCCCCCCCCCUCAUGAAGGCUUGCCCCAGGCUAAAGACGUAGCUGUGUGCUGAAGCUGGAUGGGACAGAGGAAUAUUGUCGGGUCCAAACUGCUGCAAGGCAACACUCGUCAUAAACAGUGAUUUGGAUAUGUAAAAAGAAUGGCGUGCUUAAAUUUUUCGCCUUCACUCGGGUUAAAAAAAAUUUGCACAAAAUCGGGCAGGUGUUUUUUUCCGAAAUAGAUAUUAUUGCUUCCAGUGAUUUCAAUUGGCCCUCGCCGUAAUGCACAAACACAUUAAAUACGAACUGCUUUAAUUAGUUUCCUUUUGGUUACCUGGUCACUUAAAAGCCCUUUGCAUCAGGCUUUCUGCUCAUUUAGCUUCUAUCCAUGCAAGCUGGGCAACUCCUAUUUAUUUGUGUUCAAAUAUGUUUGGCCUGAAAUGUGCCAAAAAUAAGUAAUUUUAGACGCACAAAAAAUCCCACAAAGUGAUCUCAUUUAUAUCGAUAUUUAAAGCGCAACAGCGCUUGCUAUUUGCAGAUGGUGGCUUGGUUUAAUUAAGUCUGGGCUGGCUAGGAACGUUCACUAUAAAAUAAGUUUAGUUAAUUCUCUUAACUAAAUCAAGUGGUGGUGGCUGUGAGCGAUACGAAUGGUGCUCAAGCCUCCAGGAUUUACAAUGAUGCAUUUAUGAAUGGCCUUUUUUGUAAUUCGAUGGGCUAGGCAUUUUUGACGGUGUUGCUAUUUAAUCCGUGCGUUUUCAUUACGCGACGUUGCCGGCAGUGACGUACGGCCGCUGCAUGAUGCUCGUUUGCGAUGGGUUUUUUUUAAACCACGCUGUCGACGUUACCAGGGCUGCAUGCGACUAUAUACCAAUGAGACGCGCGCUGUUACGGCAGAGCGGCAAACUGUGCGAAACCUCAAGAUGCUGUCGUUUGUCCUUUUUGUGUGUGUGUGUGUGCGCGCGCACGUCUGUCUUUAUUUGUCUCUUUGUUUUUAGCGAUGAUUAAGGGUUCGGUGAGCAAGUUAAUUUAUGAGCGCUGGUCAGGUUGCGAUGUAUUUAUUUAUCUAUUGCUUACUUUGUUUUGUACUCGACGAAAAGUGCAUUUGACGAUGGCAUUCAAGUGUUAGUUGAAUGUGGGGGGACGGGUUUGUCGGUGGGUGGAUGGAUUUGGCAUGUGCGAAGAUGGUUGAGGCGAAAGUGAAUCGGCAAAGCGUGGGGAGUUUGGUUAAGUGGAAACAAGGCUUGGUAGGUGAAAAUACUUCGGGAUAUCGGAGUGGCGUACGAAAGAGACCAAUUAUAUUUUGAGAUUUGAGAAUACUUUAAGGUGAAUAUUAAUAGAUUCAAAAAGUAAUUACUUUCAGCAGAGCUGACUAUCAAGUGAUUUUAUUUUAAGAUGUAAACUGCAUUAGGGUUAUAUACUUCAAAUGUAAAAAAAAAACUAACACAUUGAUACCACAUUAUGGCUCACAGUAUACAACAGCCUAUAAAGUAGCACCCAGAAUGCUCAUGCAUGUUUAAAUUAUAUUGUUACUACUGUUGUCAUGUAAUAAACUAAAGCUUAAUCAAAAAACAUUAAAUCAUGUUUUCUUUUUUAAAAGCCAUUGUCUUUAAAUGUUACGUUGAAGUACUUUGUUAUAGUUUACAAAGCUUGUAUUCAUUUAUUGCCUUUAAAUAACCCCUUUAUGCUGCGUUUAUUAAUCACUCUCACAUCAGCACCUGGCUCAAUAGAAACCUGUGUUGGCACCAUUUCAAUUCAGAAAUGAUUUGAGUAAUUUGGCAAAAAAUAUAUAUAAUCUAAAAUAUAAUACACUACACAAAAGCAAACAACAUCUGUAACUUGGCGAAAUAAAAUGGCGUUUUUUUAGCGGAACGAAUGUCGUCAUCAAGUAAAUAUUGUAUUUGGCAUUCGAAUAUAUAUUUUAACUUCCCAAAUGAGAAAAAAAAAAUCCCAUUACCGCACUCUUCAAUUUCUGCUACACCGUUUCUAUUGACCGUGGCCCACUUGUCUCGUGCACCGCAAACAAAUGCGUUCAUUGUGCUGGCGCUUGAGUCGCGGCAGUGCAUGCGGAUUGGCGGCGGCUUUUGCAACCGAGCCGCGUCGUCGACGUCUAACCGCCCCGGCGUGCCGCACCGUUUUUCACCUCGCUCUCCUCUGCUUGUGUUGUAGGUGUUCCAUUACCAAUGGGAAGUGAGAGGGGCAGUGGGAAGAUGUUGCGUACUGUGUUGCCGUGACUCGCCGGCCCGUUGUGAGCAGGUCGGCAUGUCUCGGUUUGAAACCGCCGCACCUGUGCACACUCUUGCUGCUCUUCCGUCCUGUCACGGCCGGCCACUUUGCAAGGACACCGUUGCGCCACAACAAAAACCCGCAGCUGCCCAAGUAGAAUGCGCAGGAUUCGCCUGCGUCGUUCAACCAGAACGAACUUUUUGUUUUUACCUUUCAAUUUUUGCUUUAUAUAUUCGCCUGUAUUAUACGUUGUAAAUCAAAUUUGGAUUCUGCCUAGGAUUACAGUUGAUCGUGUAUUGUGGCCUCAUUGAAUGCAUUGGUUUAUAUUUUACCGCCCAUUUAACUGGCCAACAAUCAAAAAUGUUGUGGCCUCGCGUAGCAGACAUGUACUCCACUUGUCUGGUUUAAAAAUGUAUAAUUUAAAUCUACAUUUUGGUACAACCGUAGUUUGCAGAGGGAUGGGGAAAAAAACAUUUUUUAAAAUACAUGUUAUACUUCCAAUAUUAAAAACGGCGUUAAAUGCAACACAUAUGCCAAUGAUUUACUGCAUGUAAAUUGUCCAAUGUAACAUUGCGAUGCUUAACAAUUAUUUCGCCGUACAACUUUGCAGAGUGCUUUGAGUGUUGCGUUUUUUUAUUACGAGCAAAUUAGCGCGAAAUAAGCUGCAUGAACGCCCUAUUACAAAAAUAUUAGAAUAAUUAGCUACUACAUAUUCUUAAACUGUAGUGACACAACAGGUCAGUUGUGUUCAGACAGAACACUUUACAUUCUCAUGGGCCUUGGCCAUAUAAACACAAUCCUUUGACAUACAUGCUCUGUAAGACAGUAACUGGCUUUUUGGAAUUUUCUGUUAAGACAAAUGUAUACCAGUUAUCUCGAUAAACAUUGAGGGUGUUAUUAUUCCAAGA
Molecule: messenger RNA, 5151 nt
Organism: Petromyzon marinus (sea lamprey)
Lineage: Eukaryota; Metazoa; Chordata; Hyperoartia; Petromyzontiformes; Petromyzontidae
Product: mitogen-activated protein kinase 8
Biological process (GO): protein phosphorylation
Molecular function (GO): ATP binding; MAP kinase activity
Source: RefSeq, a predicted model, not a curated record